AUAUCGUUCAGUUUAGUUCUUUCUUUUUGUUAGUCAUUAGGACAUAUAGUAAACUAAACGCGAGACUGACGCCUAACCCUGGGAACAAACGUUGUGAAUGAGGGCGAGGCGGUUUUUAUAAAGUCAUCUUUAAAAUCGAUUCGACCGGAGUAAGGGAGGGAGAACAUAAAGACAAAGAUGAAGUUGGAAGAAAUGAUGGAAGCAGCCGGAGGCUGUGGUAGAUUCCAAUGGAUUCACAUUUCCAUAUUAACCAUGGCAACAUGGUUGAUUGCAAUACUCAGGAUGACGCUUUUGUAUUACACAGCGAUACCAGAGCAUACGUGCUCCCAACCUCAAUAUAACUGGGGUAACUUUACAGAGUCGGAACGUAUGAACCUGACAAUUCCAAGGGAGAUGAGGGAUGGAAGACUCCAGUACAGCCAAUGUAAAAUCCACCAAUUUAACAGGACAGAACUAUUGCAUGGAGAAUCGUCCAUGUUCCUAAAUCGAAGCGACAGACCAGAAGUUCAAUGCAGUAGCUGGAGUUAUGAUCGCUCCUAUUAUGAAGCUACGGUCGUUACUCAGUGGGAUUUAGUAUGUGACAGGCGCUGGAUGGUGGCAACCUCUCAGAGUGUUUACAUGGCAGGACUUCUGCAUAAGUAUAUUAUAGAUCGUCACACAUUUAUAAAAGGGUUUGGACGGCGAAAGUUGGUUAUUCUGACGGGUAUUGCGUGUAAUAUUCUGACGUAUGCAGUCACGUUCUCGCCAAACUACAUCACGUGGCUUAUAAUCAGAUUUGCUAUAGCCUCUACUGAGAUUGCUUUUGGAACAAUAAGCUAUGUAUUGGCGCAAGAGCUUGUGGGGAAAGACUGGCGACUUAUUGUGACUGUUUGCUGUGCGAUGCUUUGGUGCCUGGGGUACAUGACCAUAACUGGACUCGCUUACUUUCUACGAGACUGGCGAAACCUCAAUUUAGCCAUCGCGGCUGUCAACACUCCUUUUGUGAUCUAUGCAGUAUUUGCCAUGCCAUCGUCUCCCAGAUGGCUACACAGUCAAGACAGGGGGGAAGACUCCAUUAAAAUGAUCCAAACGAUAGCUAAAACCAACAGAAGAACCAUUCCUGAAAAAGCAGAAAUAACUGAGACGACUGUUGCAAAGAGAGCAAACGUCAUUGAUUUGAUGAGAACUCCAAAAAUGCGCAAAAGAUCGUGUGCGCAGUUAUUUAUCUGGUGUGUUACUAGUGCUGUUUACUACGGGCUAUCAUUUGGUGCAGGAACCUUGAUCGGUAGCCCUUAUCUGAACAAUUUUUUAAAUGCCGCAAUAGAGGUACCCGCGAGUAUUGUGAUUUGGCCUCUUGCCACUAAACUUGGGAGAAUACUACCCCUUGGUGUGUCUUUAAUACUUGGUGGAGCUGCCCUGCUAUCGACAUUGGCUGUCCCAGAAGAUCUUGGUAUAGUAGUUCUGGUGCUUUCACUAGUGGGGAAAUGCGCCAUCUCAAUUGCAUUCAUAUUAAUUUACAUCCUGGCAGUAGAAGUGAGUCCCACUGUGGUACGAAACAUUGCUCUCGGCUCAUAUUCGAUGUCAGCCAGAGUUGGGGGAGUUUGUGCACCAUUUCUUAUGUAUCUGAAUGUCUUCCAUGGCAACCUAUCAAAUAUCAUCCUUGGAGCACUCGCAGUCCUUGCCGGCCUUCUAGUAUUUAUCUUACCAGAAACUCGUGGCAAGCCCCUCCCAGAAACAAUAGACGACGCGGAGAAUUUCAGGAGAAAGCAUCCCAAAAAUGAUAAAGACAAGCCAGAACUUGAUAAUAAGACGUACUCACAGCCCAAUGGCCGAAACAAUGUCGAGGAUACAAGUCGACCUGCCAGACAAGUGAAUGGACAGAGCAAUGUUGCAUUCGAAUUAGAAAUAGACACAGAUAUUCCUCAUUUGGAUGGUAGUUGUGCAUCAGAAACUGUUAAACAUUGAUGACGAACAUGAAAAUGACCAUAGGUUAAGGGCGAUAGAAAUCAUUUUUAAAUAAAGAUGGCAUGGUAAUCGAUCUGUGUUUAUCUAGAGAAAAAGAUAAUAC
This is a messenger RNA of Owenia fusiformis, 2047 nucleotides long. The record is from the annotation of a GenBank genome assembly. NCBI's taxonomy places the organism in Eukaryota, Metazoa, Annelida, Polychaeta, Sabellida, Oweniidae.